CUGCUGCUGCUGCUGCUGCUGCCUGCUGCCCCUCGUCCUCCCCGCCGCCCCAGGUGUGAGCUGUAAAGCUGGCUGCCACCCAGUGAACGGGUUUUGUGAAUUUCCCAGUGAAUGCAGGUGUCUGCCUGGUUGGCAGGGUGCUCUCUGCAAUCAGUGUGUCCCUUUCCCUGGGUGCUUGCAUGGCAGCUGUGUCAAACCCUGGCAGUGCAUCUGCGAGGAGGGCUGGGUUGGCAGCCUCUGUGACAUAGAUAUUCAGCCAUGCUCUGCAAAGCCCUGCACCAAUAACUCAACAUGCAUAGAGACUGGUGAUGGAGGAUAUAUUUGUCUGUGUGCCCAGGGAUUUACAGGAAAAAACUGCCAUCUCAGGAAAGGACCUUGUAUUAUUAAUGGCUCUCCCUGCCAGAAUGGAGGAACAUGCAUUGAUGACAAUGGUUUUGCACCUCAUGCUUCCUGUCUGUGCCCUUCUGGUUUUGCUGGCAACUUCUGUGAAAUAGAUAGGGAUGACUGUGAAUCCAACCCAUGUGAAAAUGGAGGAACGUGUACAGAUAUUGGUGCAGGUUUCAGCUGUUUAUGUCCCCAUGGCUAUACAGGAAAACUCUGUAGCAGCCGUGUCACAUUCUGUGCAAGUGACCCAUGUGAGAAUGGAGGAACAUGCAAAGAGCACCUACAGGGAGGAUUCAAAUGCAUCUGUAAGCCAGAAUUUGUUGGUGCCACCUGCAAACAUACCAGCAAAAACACAAGCCUUUCUGCAGUGAAUAUUGGCACAAAGAACAUGCAGAAUUACAGGCUUCCCCCAAAAUCUCAUCACAGAUCAGUGCAUCAAGAACAUGAAAUCCUGAAAAUAACAGUGAAAGAAACAAUCCAAAAUGCAGAUCCCUUGCUCAGUAAAAGCCAAGUGAUAUGUUUUGUUGUACUGGGAUUACUUACGUGUCUUGUAGUUUUGGGUACAACUGGGAUUGUUUUUUUUUCAAAAUGUGAAAUGUGGUUGGCUAAUGCCAAAUAUAGUCAUCUCCUGCGCAAGAAAAAGAACUUUCUUCUGAAGUCUAGUGAUGGGGAAAACCUUUCUGUUAAUAUUAUCUUCCCAGAGAAAAUCAAAUUGACGAAUUACACCAAGAACUACACUGCCAUCUAG
Molecule: messenger RNA, 1132 nt
Organism: Meleagris gallopavo (turkey)
Lineage: Eukaryota; Metazoa; Chordata; Aves; Galliformes; Phasianidae
Gene: DLK1
Product: delta like non-canonical Notch ligand 1
Biological process (GO): heterophilic cell-cell adhesion; establishment or maintenance of epithelial cell apical/basal polarity
Cellular component (GO): plasma membrane; protein-containing complex
Molecular function (GO): calcium ion binding
Source: RefSeq, marked provisional